UCUCCUGCUUCUCCUCCUACUUCUCUUUCGUCACACAGCGCAAACGUUCGUCUCGCACACGCGUGAUCACGAGCUGUUCAGCUCCAGCCUUAUUUCUAGCGGGUUGGCGGCACUGAUCGGAGCAAUACCCAAUUAUCCAGCAGUACCUGACUACUCGGAAAUCCCAGAAUAUCCCAGGUUGCUCUGCGGCGCUGUUUCAAGUUCGUCUUCGUUUUACUGUCAUCAUCACACCGACGAAAAUCGACAGUGAGAGAGAUUGAUUUACUUCGGUAUUUCUCUCGCAUAGUAGUUAUGUUUGACGACGGCAGCGGUGGCAGACGCGGUAGAGGUGCCGGCAGUUUAUUCCGUCGAGGAAUACGCAAGCCACACUGGCAACAGAGAACCGGCGACGGCAGCGAUGGUAGACGCGGUAGAAACGCCGGCAAUUUACUCCGUCGAGGAAUACUACGCAGGGCAUACUGGCCACAGAGAACCAACGGUGGCGUCAUACGAGGAUACAAUCGCCGUGUUAUUUUACGUGAUUCUCUGCCGUACACAAGGGAUGGUAUUGAACCAAUAGUCAGUGAUGUACAUGAUGCUGCCAAAAUUCCGUCACAAAGAAUAUUUAUAAUUGAUCCAAGCAUACAAGAGGACAUGAAUCAGUUCUUAGAAAAAUAUUUUUUAAUAUUUGAUGGCAAUGAUAGGGCAUAUUUACUAGAUGCAUAUGAAAAAUAUGCAUAUUUUAGUGUAACACUAUCCUCAUCUCGUAAUAACAAAUUAAAUAAGUAUCUCCGAGAAAGUCGGAAUCUAUUCAGAAUAAAUGACACAACCAGAAGACGGAAAUUAUUAAAACAGGGUAGAUUGCCUGUAGUUUCUUUUCUAUCGGAAUUGCCACGAACGAGACAUUUAUUGGACACCUUUACAAUGGACAUUUCUCUUGCUACACAAACGAUGAUAUUCAUUACGAUAACGGGCUACUUCCAAGAACUCGAUAAUAAAAACGAGCCCAUCCACUACUUUAACCGGACAUUCAUAAUUGUUUCGGAAGGUGAAGGAUACCGUAUUCGAAAUGAGCAGUUGCAUAUCGAUCAGACGCCUGAGACGCAAUCGAAGCAACUGCACCAGCGAUUGAGUCAGCUGAUUAAUCAACAAGCUCAACUAGCGACACAAGCGCUGAGAUCCAUAGAAGAGGCAAAACCGAUGGCAACGGAGCUCAACGAUGAUAUAAGACAGCAGAUGACAAUGACUUUGAGCCAGCAAACAAAUAUGAAUCUAGAAUGGAGUUUCAAAUGCUUGCAAGAGUUGCAGUGGAAUUACUGCAACGCCUUCUCCGCUUUUCAAAAAUAUUUUGCACAUGGACAAGUACCAUCAGAAGCAUUUAUUAAGUAAACACAUAAUGUAAAUAGAAAAUUCACCACUGUGAUAAUAGCUCGUAAUGAAAAUCUAUGAUCUAUAAAAUCUAUAAGUUUCUUGAAAUAAGAAAAUGUAUGAAUAUGAAUAAACAAAUUAUAUUGUAA
Molecule: messenger RNA, 1496 nt
Organism: Monomorium pharaonis (pharaoh ant)
Lineage: Eukaryota; Metazoa; Arthropoda; Insecta; Hymenoptera; Formicidae
Product: nuclear RNA export factor 1
Exons: 5
Coding region: 292-1368 (358 amino acids)
Biological process (GO): poly(A)+ mRNA export from nucleus
Cellular component (GO): nucleus
Molecular function (GO): protein binding; RNA binding
Source: RefSeq, a predicted model, not a curated record